AUGGCUACUGGAAACCCAAACGGUUAUCCAUAUAAUACAGAUGGAGUGGAAGCUACGAGAAACUUCUUGAGGCAGGCUCUUACAAGACUUCCUGAAAGAAGUGCAGGAAGGGGUGUCCAGCGUCAGCAGAUGAUGCAACCUGAAAGGAGUGGCCUGCAACCUCUCCAGCUGAUGAUGCAACCUGCUAAUCAAGCACCGAGUGGUGUUCAACCUCUCCAGCAGAUGAUGCAACCUGCUAAUCAACAUCAGCAGAUGAUGCAACCUCGCUCACAAAUGCUUGGUCGUAACACUGCGCAAGUGCAACGGCCAUCCUGGAUGCAAAGAAAAGGAAAAGGGCCCAAAAAGUACAAAAAAGUGAAACUUAGCCUUUGGGAGCACGAGUUCAUCUGUUUAGCUAGUUGUGGCCAGUUGACUCCACCUUCGUCAAUGGAGAAAAUUGAUCUAAUCAGGGCAGGUCUAGGUCCGAAAAAGAUACCAUUCCUUGACUUUGGAGAGCCUUUCGAAUUUCAUGAUGAAAUCACCAGUGCAUUUCCAAAGUUACGCAACGCUGGUGGCUACGAGUUACUACGCACCCAGCAACACAACAAUCGAGAGCUAUUUGUCAUUAGCCCACCAUCUGGCGGAUACACUGCAGAGUAUCUGCGUCGUAUUGUUGGCCAGGCUAAAGUGUUUGUUAGGCCGAUUCAGAAAGACCUGUCAUUGGAUCCACUAGUGGACAAAGAUGACUUGGGAAUAGCUCCUGUUGAAAAGUGUAUGCACUGCGAGAAGUCAGUACCAAUGCAGUACCAAUGCACCUGUUGAGAAGCCACAUCAAAGCUUGUGUCAGGGAUAACAAGUGCUCCCCACCUGAAGCAGGUGAGUGUUCGGAGUAUUUACGAAGUGGGGGUUACAUUCCUUCUGAGAUGGAGGAAUUCCUAGAAGAUGGCUGCACACGGUCCCCUACUUCUCCAACUGCUCCCCCAUUUUCUCCAAUAACGCCAUGCCAAGGGGCUAUCUCAACUGCUACACAAGUGUUGAUUUGUUUGAAAGUGAUGUGUCAGAAGCAAUUUCGAGAAGCCUUCAAGAUGCUGUAGAAGGGUAUGUGUUAGACGUGAUUUUUUGGCAAAUUAUUGUGUGUAGCGUGGAGGAAGUUGACACACUGCAGGAUGUAGUGGUGAUGUUGCAGCAAAAAAAUGGUAUCAAGCUUCCGAGUACUGAUGAGGAGUGGGAUAUGACCCCUCGUUGUAGCUUAGAUGUAAGGAGGAGUCAUGUGGUUGUUGAUGGUGUGAGAGCAGCUGAAAAGAAGCGAUUCAAUUCUACUAACCUACUUCGGGUUCACUUUGUUGGUGAAGAGGGUGUUGAUACCGGUGGUCCUUCUAGAGAAUUCUGGCGUCUGUUUGCCAGUGGUGUUUCUUCUUCUUACUGUGUUACUGUGUGUCCAAUGAUAGCGGUGAAUGUUUCCUAGACAAGAAUGUACCUACCAGCUCUGCAGCGGGGUGACUUUAAAGCUAUUGGAAUGUUGAUUGCCAUGUGUAUUGUGCAAGGUGGUUCGGGCUUACCAGUACUGCACCCUUCCGUCUACAAUUAUAUUGCUACCGGUCAGUAUAUUGGACAAGUGGUUAAUGACAAGGAAGUUGCAGAUUCAGAAGUUCAGGUUUUGCUAGAGCAGGUAAGGUUGUAUAUUUAUAGUAAGUAAAGUACAAGCUGAGAAAGCAGACAAAGACGAAGACCUUACAUUUCUAUUUGAUGACGACAAUCCAGACAAGGCUAACGAUUCCCUUGUGUGUGAAACUGGAUUCCGUAAGGCAUUAUGUUUGCUGACUGUUAACGAUAAAGACCACUUGAAGAAAACCUUACGGGACUAUCACACUCUCAUUAAGACGAAGGCAGAAAUGGAUCAGCUGUUUGAGGGUUUACAAAACCAGAGUGUUCUGGAAACAAUAAUAAAGUACUCUUUUUUGAUGAAACCUCUGUUUGUUGCUGAGGCUACUGUUCUCAACAAAGUGUAUUUUAAGUCACUUCUGAAGGCCAACUUUUCUUCUGAAACCAAUCCUCGAAGGGGUAAAGAAGAGGCUACGUACAUGUUUCUACUAGACUUCAUUGAGGAAUGUGAAGAUCGAGACGUUAUUACAGAAAAUGGAGAGGUGGUAACUGUCGAAGACAUUCUCAUUUUCUUUACAGGAGCGUCAAAAGAGCCUCCUCUUGGAUUCCCCACACGACCUGUGCUGACUUUCAUUGAAGGACAGCUGGCAACAGCCAGCACAUGUGACCUUUGUAUAAGGAUUCCCUUCAAGCAUGACAAUUAUGAACAGUUCAAGCAGUGUUUUGUACUCUCCCUAAAAGGAAACGAUGGCCUUGGCAUCCUUUGAACUGAACAGUGACUUUUCAUUUUUUGACUCAUUUAACCAACCCGUUACUCACUACUUUGCUCAACUGCUCAACUGCUAGUGUUCACAUCACACUCAUUUCUCAUUAACCGGCCGUUAACUGAAUAUAAUUAUGUGCAAUUAUCAUAAAAUUAAAGAGGAUGUCAAUUAAUGGUUAUGGAAGCUCACCCCCACUCGGUUAUAAGUGUAAUAAUCAUAAUAAAUUAUUGUCAGUUUCAUACACACAAAGUCACACAACAAAUUAAUAUCUAUCUCUAACUAAUAUGGCUGUACACAUAUUGAAUUGUUCUUGCAUACACAUCUAACCCAUACUCAGAACUUAGCUGAACAGGAUCAAUUUGUAUACACAGCUGUUCAUAAUCGUCACUGGUAAGAGGUACGUCUGGUGGAUCCACGCAUACAACACCAUCAUUGUCAGAAGUGAGUGGCCCAUUCCAAUCCAACCCAAACUGAUCGAGUGAUGAUACCUAAACAACGUGACGGAGUGUAGGAGUGUAAAUCAUUUACAUUACAGUGUAAGCUUACCUCAUCAUCACAGAAAUCUGGAUGCGUGCCAGUCAACCAAAGUUGAUUUGGGCUCAGAUUACGCACUGAUGACAAUGGGUGAUUAUUCCAUGCACUUUCGAACUGUUUUAGGCUUUCAUUGAUGCGAGGCACAUACACAUAGUGCAGUGAAAACAGGUGUAGUGGAUCAUCUAUGUUUAAUAUACCAACAUCUUCCAUGUAACAAAAAAGAGAGUAGUACACAAUAAUACAUGAGCUGAACACAUCACGCCAAAGCCUUUCAAUGCGUUGAUUAUGCACGCUUCGGCCACCAAUAAAGCUGCCUCUUCCAGAUACGUAGGGCAAUCAUAUAGUCACUAACAACAACAUUUUCCCCACCUCGGUCAGCCCUCACACGACUUGGAUUGCCAUAAUAGCGGACAGCUUCGGAAAAAGCUUGCAUAACAGUGUCGGCUCUGUUGUUACUGGAACACUUUAAGAACACUAUCAAACGACUGUAACCAUCUAUCCCACCAUGGGUUACUAGCUUCCACCUGAGACCAAAAUGUAAAUACCAUUUUUAUAUAGGGCAGAUUGAAAUGUCAUGUCAGGCCAAACUGACGAGUAAUUACACCUUUACACCUCUACUAUUAACUUACCGGAUCAGCUUGUGGUGUCCGUCAAUAUGCCAUAGGUGUUGAGGACCAGGUACGGAGUAACAUCGCCUCCUGAUAAUCUGGAGCCUCCUUAACACACUACCUUCUGGGUCAACUCGAGACUGUGCCUCUUGUACCCGGUGAUAUUGAACCCGAAUACCACGAGAAAUGAGAUGGCCAUACAUUUGUCGAUUUCCACAGUUAGGAAAUAGGCGCUGGAUGUCAGCUAUGACCUCUUCCAGUUGAUUAUCACUGAGCUGUGAAUAAGUUGAUCGAAUGGACAUAUUGUUCUCAGACAUUCUACGUCGAACGGUACGAAUUGACACACCUAAUAGCUGGGAAAUUUGAGGUACAGAGAAACGGUGAUCAAUAAGGUAUCUGAGCUGAUCACAGGGAAUCUGAAAUGAAGGCCUUCCCACUUCUCCAGAAGCUAAGGUAGGUGUACAAAAUCUGCUCGCAACUGGUCGUGCCACCAGCAUAUCCACCAAAUUGCUCAUUUCCUUAUAAGCUUGUGCUACAUAGCCCAGGGCUUCCGUUUCUGUUUGACUCAAAGAUCCAUCAACAAUCUCUGUAGCCAACAAUUCUCUAUACAUCAACUCUAUCCUCCUCUUGUAACUAUCAGCAGCUUCCAGCGUAGUUACACCAGAGUUCCCAGUAUUCAGAUCGUCGAUAAGUGUUCUAAGGGACUCUAAUAACCAUGAAGACAUGCUGUACUGCACUGUACUAUACUGGCGAGCUGUACUGGUACAGUAAGUAGGGAUACACUCAAACUCUAAGCCUGCGCUUUAAAUAGAAAUACAAGCGAGGUUAAAGUACGUGUACUUUAACCUUAGGAGUACUUUAACCUUAGGAUUUAUUUGGGGGUACUCUUUUUAUUUGGGGGUACUCUUUUUAUUUGAGGGUACUCUUUCCAGUUCAUGUACAUUUAAAAUUAUAUAGAAGAGUAGUUAGUUUAGUAGCUAAACAAUUAUUUUUUGGACCUAAACUGAUAAGUGUAUAUAUUCAGUUUUUAUACCAGUUGACAAAAAGACCCCUGAAUAUAUAUUUUCCAUACCCAGUUGACAAAAAGUGUACCCCUGAAUGUUUAUUUUCUAUACCAGUUGACAAAAAGAGUACCCCCUAGAUAAAAAUACGUAUAUACUCUAAUAUUGCGCCAUAAUAGCGUGCUUAUUAGCAACACAGUAUGAAAAAGCUAUUAUUUGCUAAUAGCAACACGAUAUGAAAUAGCAUUAACCGUUGACGUUGCAGCCAUAUCAAUUUUCAAAAAAUGCACAAAAUUUAUUAGUCCGUAGAAAACAGUGCGUAACUCGAAAGCGCUUGAAGUUUUGAUUGUGCAAGGAAGAAAGACUAUCUACAGGAUGAUUCCUGAAUCACUUACUAUCUCGAAGGUUUGGCAGUGAUCUGUUUCAAUCAAGUACUUGGUUCUACUUUGAUACAAGAUUCGCUAGAAGCUCUAAUAUUUAUUGUGCUAGGUAUAUAGGACGUAGCUGCUGAGUUUGUAGUGCUGAGAGGCCUUGCUUAACUUUUUUUGUGUGUAAGUGCACUAGGUACUAGGUGUGGCUGAUCACCAGAUGGCCACCAGAUGGCCACGUGUGUGAAAGUUAAAACAAGAAGCAGUUGAGUGGCAGUAAGGUUAUAACUCGAAAGCCCUUCGACUUUUGAGUGUGCAAAUUAUCUACAGGAUGAUGCCUACUAUCUGGAAGGUUUGGCUGUCAUCUGCUACUGUCAAGCGGUAAGUAGUAGUUGCGUAUAAUUGCGUAUUUGAUACAUGCCUGUUUAGAUUCGCUAGAAGCUUCAUACAGUAUUGUAGUAGGUAUAUAGUACAUAGCUGUAGUGCUGAGAGCUACACAACAAGGUACUGGGUGUCACUGGAUCUGAGGAACUAAGUAACAGUGGAAGCAAGUAACAGUGGAAGCAAGCAAGCAAGAUAAAAACAGUCCUGCUGUGGGUUACCAUUGUGGCUCCUCGCAGUACCGUCCCUUUCGCUACAACAAAUAUGGGAACAUCUUCCUCGACGUCAUUUCGAUGGACAUGGCCACCAGUACGACCUGCUCGACGCCGACUACGCCAAUUGAAGGCGGAACUCCUUGAUGUUCUUUAGUAGCGUUUGCAUGUAUAUAGGCGUUAGCCACGUCGAACAAAAACAUAAAAACGUAUUUGUAAAACUUUCUGCUUUUUGUUUGGCAGCUGCUCCGCCCAUAAUUAUGCUGGUUGUAA
Halichondria panicea is the source of this 5722-nucleotide messenger RNA. RefSeq lists its product as uncharacterized. The coding region runs from base 1 to 801 and encodes 266 amino acids. NCBI's taxonomy places the organism in Eukaryota, Metazoa, Porifera, Demospongiae, Suberitida, Halichondriidae. The transcript is spliced from 12 exons. The record is from RefSeq and is a predicted model, not a curated record.